AUGACAUGUUAUAUAUAUUGGUCUACAGAUAGUGAGACAUGGAUGAUUAUCCAGCACAACAACACUGAGCUGACCACAGCCCCACCUGCAGCUGGCUUGGACCACCACUCGGUCCACUUCAGUUACUCUUCUGAAGAAGAGCAACUUUUAGGUUCUAUCAGCCAAUCAGAGCACUGUGAACAGGAGUUAUCCUACCAGUGCAGGAAAUCCCGACUUCUCAACACUCCAGAGGGGACUCCGUUCAGCUGGUGGCUUGGCGGCCGCGCUCCAGGCCGUGUGCAGACUUAUUGGGGUGGAGCUCAUCCAGGCAGCCAGCAGUGCGCCUGUGGCCUCCAUGGCGACUGUGUGGACCCACAGCACUACUGCAAUUGUGACGCAGACAUCAUGGAGUGGACUGAGGACUCAGGCCUCAUUACCCACAAGGAACACCUGCCCAUCAGAUCGCUGGUAGCUGGGGACAUUCAGAGGCAGGGUUCAGAGGCAGCAUAUAGAGUGGGACCACUCCGCUGCUUCGGAGACAAAAAUUUCUGGAAUACAGCAUUUUUUGAGAAGGAGACAUCAUACCUCCACUUCCCCACCUUUCACGGAGAGCUAAGUGCAGACAUCUCCUUCCUUUUCAAGACUACUGCGUCUUCUGGAGUUUUCCUGGAAAAUCUUGGCAUCAAAGACUUUAUUCGAAUUGAACUGAGCUCUUCUACCCGAGUGGUUUUCUCCUUCGACGUUGGUAAUGGCCCGCUGGAAGUUCAAGUAGAAUCGACAGUCCCAUUAAAUGACAACCGCUGGCAUCAAGUUCACGCUGAACGCAACAUAAAGGAGGCCUCCCUCCGACUGGACAGCCUGCCUGUGGCCACACAGGAAGCUCCUGCUGAAGGGCACGUCCACCUGCAGCUCAACAGCCAACUGUUCAUCGGAGGCACAGCGUCCAGACAGAGGGGUUUCCGAGGCUGUAUCCGCUCUCUGCAGCUGAACGGAGUCACUCUGGACCUGGAGGAAAGGGCAGAGAUCACGCCGGGGGUUCGACCCGGCUGCCCCGGUCACUGUAGCAGCUACGGAUCCCUGUGCCAGAAUCAGGGACGCUGUGUGGAGCGGGCCAAGGGCUUCCACUGUGACUGCAGCUUGUCUGCUUACACUGGAGUCUUCUGCCAUACAGAGUUAUCAGCCAGCUUCAAAUCUGGAACAUCGAUCAGAUACACCUUCAAGGAUCCGAACAAGAUGUCCAGAAACGGCAGCGCUCUGCCGUCCUCCAUCCACUCCGACACGACGCUCAGAGGGGAGAACAUCUCUUUAAGUUUCAGGACGGCACAAAGUCCAGCUCUGCUACUUUACGUCAGCUCCUACUACAGCGAGUACAUGGCUGUGCUCAUCAACAAGCAUGAUAAGCUGGAGGUGAGAUACAAACUGGAAGGCAACCGAGACGCUGAAGUGCUGAGAAGCAGCAGCGGGAGGAAUCUGGCUGAUGGACAGCUGCACAGCAUCACUAUCAGCAGACGGACACACACGGUGUCUGUGAAGGUUGAUCAAAAUACCAAGGAAGACUUCAACCUCACAUCUGAUGGAGAGUUUAACGCUAUCAAGUCACUGGUGUUGGGAAGAGUGCAUGGUAAGUGAAGGGAGAGGAAGAAC
Messenger RNA from Cyprinodon tularosa, 1623 nucleotides. RefSeq names its product contactin-associated protein-like 4. The transcript is spliced from 9 exons. The record is from RefSeq and is a predicted model, not a curated record. The coding region runs from base 1 to 1608 and encodes 535 amino acids. Lineage: Eukaryota; Metazoa; Chordata; Actinopteri; Cyprinodontiformes; Cyprinodontidae.